AUGGACGCCAUCGGCGUUAAAUCCCGUGCUGCUAAAGUCAAUACGAAUCAGCUUGAUUUUAUUAAAAGACACGUUAUUUCGGUGAUUGCAAAGGAUAAGCUUGCAUGGCCUUUUUUGAAACCAGUAGACCACCAAAAGUUGAACUUGCCGGAUUAUCCUAAAAUCGUUAAGCAUCCCAUGGACCUCGGAACUAUUAAGCAAAGGCUGAAUUUAAAGUUUUAUCGACGAGCCUCUGAAUGUUUGGAUGAUCUGUUUACUAUGUUUCGCAAUUGCUAUAUCUUUAAUAAACCCGGCGAUGAUGUCGUCGCAAUGGCUAUGAAAUUGGAACGUGUGGCUCGUGACAAGCUACAAAAUAUGCCCUUCCCUGAAGUUGAAUUAUCUUCCCAAAAACCCAACACUAGUCAAGUCCCCCCCACGUCGAAUAUAUCCAGCGACUCCAAUUUGUCGAUGUCAAUUGUCAACAACGUCGAGGAUUUAAACGGAUCGUCUUUGGUUCCACCUUCAACUCCAUCUGGCGUUGCGCUUAGUUCCCAUCCAGGACCACUUACUUCCACCUUAAAUAAAAAGCUACCCAAAAGGAAACCGGAGCCCCCUUCUUUGGAUGACAUUUCCUCUACUCCCCACUCAACUGAUGAUUCCAGAGAACGGCGGUUGGCUAAAAAGACAAAAGUCGAAGAGCGUGUGGUAGGGAAACGGGUUAGACUUUGUGAGUCCCUCAAACAAUGCAGCAAUCUACUUAAGGAUAUUUCUUCGGCAAGAUACAGGCAUUUAAAUCAGCUCUUUUUGCACCCAGUGGACGUCGAAGGACUGGGGUUGAGUGAUUACCACGACAUUAUUACCCACCCAAUGGACUUGAGCACCGUUCGUUCAAAAUUGGAUAGUGGUAUAUACCAAAAUAAAAAUGAAUUCGCUGCGGACCUGCGGUUGAUGUUCAACAACUGUUACAAGUAUAAUGGUGAGACGAGUGAUGUUGCAAGUGUUGGGAGGACGUUGCAGGGGAUAUUUGAAGAGCAAUUCGCUAAAAUACUGGACGAUGAUGGUGACGGUUCUGUUGAUUCCCGGUCUUGUGAUGCUCUAAUUCAAACUGUCCUGAAGGAUCAUCAGCGUAUUGUUGCCCAAUAUAACAAAUUUGGCGAGGAGCUUCAAAAAAUCAGCUCUAGCAUCAACACAAUCCUAUCCAUUCUUAACCAUCCUGCUGACCAAACUCCCAUAAAACUACCGAAAAAGGGGCAAUUCAGUGUACAUAAUUCGGGCGCAUUGUCGGGAUACGACGAUCAUGUUAACAGAAAAACUUCAAAGGCCUCACAAAAGGCAAAAAGAAAAAUGCCAAAUGCAUCUUACCAGAAUGCUGUUCCGGCGCAAGUCUCCGGAGGCAUUCCUGGCAUUCAGAAUGCAAUGCCAGUCGCUACUUACGGCGUUGACGAGGGAUUUGUUUCCGAUGCUAAUGUCCGUCCCAUGACAUACGAUGAAAAACGCCAAUUGAGUUUGGACAUAAAUAAAUUGCCCGGCGAGAAGUUGGGCCGUGUUGUGCAAAUUAUUCAACAACGAGAGCCGUCCCAUCGCGAUUGCAAUCCUGACGAAAUCGAGAUUGAUUUUGAGACGCUCCAGCAUUCUACUCUCCGGGAGCUCGAACGCUAUGUCAAGUCUGUUCUUCAAAAAACGAAGUCUGCAUCACGAAAGUAUGCGAAAAAAAGCAAUUCCAGUGCGCCAUCAGCCAAGUCCCGAGAGGAAUCGAUGAAGAGAAAGGAGGAAGAGCUGCAAAACAGACUUCGGCAGAUUGAUGGUAUGCAACUGAACGCUGGUGAACCGUCUAAUCGUUUGAGUGCUUCCUCAAGUUCCAGUGACUCUGAUUCCUCCACAGAGUCUAGCGGGAGCGAAUCAUCGGAUUCCAAAGCGGACAGCAAUGAUGGUCAGGUGAACUUUGAGAAACCUGUAGCUUCUGUAUCCGCGUCCGGUGCGGGCUAUUCGGGUGUUGGUGGGUCACAUUUCAGCUCGCAACUCGAGCCGCGUCAGUUGCAACCAUUUUGUUCCACUGCGGCACCAAGUACUGUCAACUUCGCGCCAGCUGCACCCCCUCCUCACGCUCCCUUAAAGCCCAUCAGCUCGGAGUCUGCUCCGGGUGUCCACACGAGGCGGCCGCUCUCUCCCCCCACCCAGCAGGCACCACCUGCUAACGACGAGUCCUCGGACUCGGAGCCCGACGAGAUUGACCGGCUUCCCCAACCAGCAUGGGCGUGUGGCAAGCAACAGCAGCUCCAAGUCCCGCACCAACCUUCCGAAGCGGUGCCUUCCAGCUCCUCAAGCACCGCCUUCCUUCCCCAGUCAGCCUCUCAACUCGGGUUGCCAGCGGUUGCCAGCACCACUUCAAUGAUGGAUCCCCUGGAAACCGGCGGCGGAGAGGCUCAGAAGGAAUUUCUCGAUAAGAACGCGGCGGCCCUGCAGAUCGUGCGUGAGGCCAAACGGCAGUCACAGUGGACUUCGAAGAUGGCCGAGGAACGGGCGGCAAGGGAGCGUGAGGAGGCGCAGCAGCGUCAGCGAGAACAAGACCAGGCAAAGGAAAAUGAGCGUCGUAAGGAAUCAGAAGCUAGGCGGGUAGAGGAUGAGAGAAGGCGGAAUAUUGAACUUCGAAAGAGUGAUGAUAGGCUCAAGAGAGCGGCUGUCGGUGGUGUUCCACGUAACGACGGACCACCUGCUGCUGGGUUGCCUAACGACGCUUUGGGCUCCUUCAAGGGGUUCUUCCCGGCCAACCGUGUUUCCGCAACUGAAGCCCAUAGCAACGUUUUUCCACUUUAUGGAGCAUUGUCAAUUUAUGCGCAAUGCGUCUUCAUAGAGGAGCUUAUUAAGGGUUGUUGGAGCCUGGAUUGGAAAAAAAAUGAACAAGGUCGACUGGUGACGCAUUCCACGUUAGCGCGCUGCCGCCGCGUGCUAGGCAGCGAGUGGAGGGCCAUUCCUUCCGUGCCAGAGCGGAUCAAUGCCCACGAAUUGUUGGCCGAAUUUGAAUCCACCAUCGACCCCAUCUACAUCGACGCCAGCUUCGGCAUUCGCCAGCUCCAGUAG
This is a messenger RNA of Mesocestoides corti, 3057 nucleotides long. NCBI's taxonomy places the organism in Eukaryota, Metazoa, Platyhelminthes, Cestoda, Cyclophyllidea, Mesocestoididae. The record is from the annotation of a GenBank genome assembly.